Molecule: messenger RNA, 2034 nt
Organism: Hippocampus comes (tiger tail seahorse)
Lineage: Eukaryota; Metazoa; Chordata; Actinopteri; Syngnathiformes; Syngnathidae
Product: probable G-protein coupled receptor 34
Exons: 3
Coding region: 240-1400 (386 amino acids)
Biological process (GO): G protein-coupled receptor signaling pathway
Cellular component (GO): membrane
Molecular function (GO): G protein-coupled purinergic nucleotide receptor activity
Source: RefSeq, a predicted model, not a curated record
AUAGACAGCCCUCUGUCUGACUUCACAGUCAUUGACGCAAGAGUGACAGGCGGCCACAAAGAGGAGAGAAGAUGAGACGAGUGCAGAACUCACUGGGAGAGUGAGCGAGUGAAGUGAAAGGUGAUUGGAGAAACGUACUUGGGACCUAAAAGCGCUCAUGUUGCUUUGGACUUUCCCAACAGUACAAGUAAAGCACGGCUGAAACCGGUCUACCCCGAGGACACCAAUCUUCAAACAAAAUGAACAGCUCUGCUGCGUGGUCACCAACUUUGGUCAACACUGUUGUUGCUCACAUUUCUGUGUUCUCGCUCUCAGCCACAUCUCCUCCCACACCCCCCAUGCCGAUCUCCUCUGUGGUCACUCCUGACACAACUAGUUGCUCACUAGAUGAUGCGGCUUUCCAUCUGCCGCUAGCUGUUGUCUAUUCCCUAUUGUUCCUCUUCGGCUUGGCGGGUAACCUCUUUGCCUUGUGGGUCUUCCUUUUUGUUCACGCCAGCCGCAACUCUGUGUUCGUGUUCCUCAUCAACUGUGCAGUGGCGGACUUGGUGCUUCUGGCAUGUCUCCCAUUCCGAAUCUUCUACCACGUGAUGGGAAACCGCUGGCUACUGGGACAUGUCGCCUGCAAGCUAGUGGGGAAUCUCUUCUAUAUGAACAUGUACAUCAGCAUCAUGCUACUGGGGCUCAUCAGCCUGGAUCGCUACUUGAGGCUCAAAGGGAAGCGCAGGGAGAGGAGAGGCUUGGGGCUGCGGCUGUGCGGGUGCGGUCUGCCAUGGAGUUGGGUGGCAUGUGGAGCGCUAUGGGGCCUGUCUCUGGUGGCACUGGUUCCCAUGAUUGCUACGGCGGAGGACAAAGAGGACAACCACAAAUGUUUCCAAUUCAAGCGGCGGCAACUUGCCAGGGGGAAAGCCUACUUUAAUGUUGUACUGGUCAUAUUGUUUUGGUUUGUCUUCCUCAUGCUCGCGGUGUCCUAUGCCAAGAUCGCCUACCGAUUAAUAAAAGUGUCAAGGGACAAGCCAGAACUUCCCAAUGCACUAAGAUAUGAACGUACUGCAAAGAAAUCCUUCUUUGUCCUCUUCCUGUUCACACUUUGCUUUGUUCCCUACCACACCUUCCGGCCCAUCUACAUUCUCACCCAGCUUAAUGCCACAGCAUCCUGUGACUACUUGCGUGUGGUCGAUCACAUCAAUGAGGUCAUGCUGUUGUUUUCUGCCUUGAACAGCUGCUUGGAUCCGAUCAUGUACUUUCUUUUCUCAGGCUCAGUGCGCAAAACUGCCCUCCAUGUGCUUGAAAAACGACUUGGCAAUCGGCCUCUCUUCCAAAAUGAAGCCACAUCCAACAGCUCAACAACAGAGUUUCGAAGGCCUUCGGUACCUUUGGCGUUAACAAGAACUGUGGACUGAAUCUUCCCAACUGGUGUUGACCUUUCUGUUUGAAUGUAUCGGUCAAUUUAAUCCACAUGGUGAAAAAUUGGCAUCGUUAAAAGCGCUGAGUUUUAAGAAAGCAAUGAAUCAGAUACGAACACCAAUAAAUGUGUGGUUGGAUGCCUGCUGUGCUGUUUCAGUGACGGAUUCAGAGCUGCUCCAUCUGGACCCCUUGUGCUUGUUGCACAAGUUGGAUGCCUAAUCUGGUGACCAGAAGAAGGCCUACCAAAUUCACGAAAAUGCUGGAGCAGGGUAACUUGAACUGUUUGAUACUUUUCCUGCCCGCACAUGAUAAUUGUGCAUUGGUUCUCUUAGUUAUGAGCCCUUUUUUUCUACACCACUGCAGAUCAGGGGUGGGAAUUUAAUUUUCCAAAGGGGACAUUUAUGAAGCUGGAACACUUGUCAAGGAUCAUGCCAAUAUGUUAAAAGCUCAAAUUUGUUCCAUAUCAAUUUAAAUGUAAUUAUAUCAGCCAUUAAAUUGUAUUGCUUUAAUAAACUGCUAAUUGUGUAGACUUCGCACUGUGUAAGUGUCACUAAAAUUAGCUGAACACAGUAACAUUAUUUUGUGAUUUAGUCAACAAUAACAUAAAAAAAAAAUCUACAGUUCAGUGUG